GGCUGUCAACACAAGCAGCGCAGUUGUAUCAAAGGAAUGAAUACUCAUGUCGGAUCGGAACCCGGUAUAACGCUGAUCGUGCAUUCGGAUCACACAUAUAUAUUUUAAACACAAGGAUGUCAUCCGGUCAGAUUGUCCAGUCAACGCUUGUGCACAGACUUGCCACAUUACUGCGAAAUAAUGGCGACUCAGUGCUGGAUGGUUCCAGUACUCUUACUCUCCAAGUGGGAUGUUUGCAACACUUGACACAACUCUUUGAACAGCAUCUUCUCACACGCUCACAUCAGCAUGGUUUCCUGGCUCUGCCGUCCCACCCAGCAGACACUGCCUCCUUGCUGGAGGUCCAGUUCCUGUUUGACAUGUUGCAGAAGACCGUAUCACUCAAGCUUGUUAAUCCAAUUGGUGCCAAACUGCAGUCUGCUGUGAAAAUCUUCCCCUUCAAGUCCCUCAGAAACUUAGAGCUCAAGCGAAUUCCUCCCCAUUGUCUGGAGGGUCUUCGAGGAGUAUAUUCUCAGCUGGAAGUCUUCUCUUGGUCAAAAGGCCUCAGCUCACUAGAGGAGCUUCUCUCUCUUUGUGGAGGAGAUCUGAGUUUUGCUUUACCCUGGUUAGAACUUCACACCCUCAAUUUCAGUUACAACUCUAUUUCCUGUCUCGACGAGUCAUUAAGUCUGCUAAAUGUCCUGAAGUGGCUUGACUUGAGCCACAACAAGAUCCAAGACUGUGCUGAGUUCUUAGUGCCUCUUACUGAACUAGAGCAUCUGAAUUUAUCCUAUAAUAACCUCCAGAGGGCACCAGUGCUGUGCUUGAGUGCCCAAGCCAAACUCACCACACUGGUCCUUAGAAACAAUGAGCUGGAAACUACAAGUGGGAUGGAGCAGUUAUCAGCCCUUCAGUGUCUUGACUUGUCUUAUAAUGUUCUUAUGGAGCAUGCUCAGCUUGUGUCACUGUCUUUCCUUCAUAAUCUCAAUAUGCUAACUUUGAAAGGAAACCCUCUGUAUUUUAAGAAGUCACACAGGGCCUCUACUGUGCGACACCUCUCACCACGAGCUGCUUUCCAAGGAUUCCAACUGGACGGCACCCGUCUGUCCCCGUCUGAUCUGGUGAUUUUACCAACACCUGGGCAACUGACUGGUCGGGUUUCACUCUCUUCUCAGCAUGUUUCUAUGGCACCUGACCAUGGCGUGCAGGAACUGUCCACUGUGGGCGAGGACAUGACUGACAGUGCGACUGCAAGCAUACCAGGAGUGACUGUAGUCCGUAAGAGAAAACACAAAAGCAAGGUGAAAGUGAGAAGAGCCAGUAUCUCAGAGCCCAGUGACACGGACCAUGAGCUCAGAGGGCCGUCUGCUUUACAGGAUAUUGUCCUCCCCCAUCAGAAGGACAUUAACAGAAUGGACAGUUUCCGAGAGCAGCUGGGAGAGGACUGGCUCAGCUACCAGCAUCACCUUGAUGAUACUCCAGUCGUCCCAGCUUUCCCCAGAGUAGACACGGUGACCUUUGAAGGAAGUGCCGAAUGUUACUCUACCCCGCCAUCUCCCCUGCUAACAAAUAGCAUGUUGCUCCCUCCUCCCCUACGGGCCUCUGAACCAAGAGAGGAAGAGGACAAAGAGGAGAUGGAGGGCACAGACCUGCAGGCUGAGACUGAGUCCACCCUGCAGUGGACAGGCCACAGUCCUCCAGACACCGAAUCCACUCUUGAGAUGAGUCUGGGACUCACUCGGGCUCCAACUGAAGCCCACGCAGACCCACCACCACCACCACCAGAGGAAGAGGAUGACGACAGGGGAGUGGACCUGUGCAGGCCAAUGCUGGUGGGGCUGCUGUCUGAGGAUGCAGAGACCGAUGGAAAAAGUUCCUCUGAGCUACUUUUCCUGCGAGUGCGGCAGAGCUGCCUGCUGGAGGUGGACAUGCACCAGGGGCGCGUUACAACACGACUGGAACUAGAUGGCUUACAAGAGGUCAUUGCAACUCAGACCAUCUGUACAGUAAAGGAGGUGGAGGGGCUUCAUCCAGUCCUGGAGCUCCACUUCCGGUACAUUAGCUGUGAGAGACGGAAACGUUGCUACAUAAUGCUGGAUGAUGAACCGCAGGAAGCGUUACAGGUAUUAGCGGAGGUGCUCUCCAGAGUCGUGGAGGAAAACGAGCUGCAGGUGAAGGAAGAGAAGCCAGAAAUGGUUCGACUCCAGUGCUUGAAGUGUCAGAGCGAGUUCUGCCGGCCAGCUACUGGGUCAGAAAGCAGCUUUAACGACCUGGAUGUGCCAAGGAAUGACAGUGGUGCUCUCAUCUGCUCCGAGUGCAAUAGCAAUCAUGUGGUUCAGCUGGCUGUCCAGUCAGCUCCCUCGACCAGUACACCAAUUCACUGUCCACUGGACCAAAAUGGUGACAGAUACUUCACCUUUGAUGACAGGGACACACCUGUCCGUCCUCAGCACAAUGAGGCAUCUGUCCCGGGACGGUCUUUAUCAUCCUGUAACAAUCCCCUACGUUUGACCAAGUCUUUAGAGGUCUCUGCUCUGCAAGAGGGAGCCACAGCUUUGUUCCAAACAGCCCAUAGCGUCCUGUCCAGUUCUUUAACCAAUCGGAGUGAGGCAUGGGCUGAUCAGAGCACAUCUCAGCCAAUCAGCUUGGACACAGCUGAUGGAAAUAUGCAUAGUAGCUCAGAAGGGCUCAAGGAAAGGCUGCCUGGCAGCUCCUACCACAGCCAGUUUCACAAACAUCAAUACCAGCAGUCACCGAUGUGCACAGAACGAUCCAACUAUGCUCAGUUUGAUAUGCUGUCAGAGGCAGUCGACCAUCGGCUUCAGCUUUAUCUGGAUAUGGAAGUUUUUAAAGAAGAAGAAGUGCUUCGCUGCUUUUUAAAGAUGUCCAUUGUGAAGUUUGGAGAUGCAGUGGAGUUCCAGUCUCUCAUGGCUGUGUCCAACCAGCACAUCUACAUCUUAGAAAUCACCUCGCAGUCCGAAGGUCCACCCUCAGAAUGGCUCCGGAAAAGAGAGAGCCAUCGGUUGUGUGAGCUCAGCUAUCUGGAGGUGGGACUGAGCUCUCAGACCAUCCAUCUGGAGUUUGACGAGGGAGCAGCCGCAUACACACUGCUUGUGCGAAACAGCACUCGCUGCAAAUGCUUCUUCAGCAAGCUUACAGAAAUCGCUAAAGAAUUGGCCCCAAAGUCUAACAGCAAGCUGAAGGGCAUCUCCACCAUGCGGCUGGACCAACGACACCACCUCUGGCAUUUAAUCUGUGAUGAUGACCAGCCAUGUGAUAAAGAAGGCAACCAUCCCUCCUUCCGGUACCUCCUUGCAUUUCUUCAGCAUGAUGGCUUUUUGGACUCUGUGAGUGUACUAGCCACCAAAGAAAUGCUCUUCCUCCUUGAUGAAGACCACCAAUGGAGCAAGAGCCAACCUGAGGGACAAAGGACCGGUGGAAAGGUGACCAUUCAGGAAAUUCAGCCAAUCAGCUGUGUCAGUUCCAUUCAUCUUUUCUCAUCCGAUCCAUGCCGUAUGGACUUAAAUCUUUAUGAUGAGAUGGCCAAGAAAGAAAAGACUUUGUCUUUACUUGCCGAAGAUUUAGAGCUGGUGCAAGAUUUACUGGACUGGAUCAGAAACCAAUGGGAAGCAAUGUUUGGGGUCAAACUAGCUACUGUCAAGCAGUAGCCACGAUGUUACAGAAGCACAACUCUAUUAUAAGGCUAAAAGCAUGUGGACAACCCCUUCUAAUGAAUGGGUUCAGCUGUUCCCGUUAAUCCGGUAAAAACAAAUCUUAAUGCUACACCACUGAAUGACAUUCUAGAGGAUUGAAACAGUUUGGGAAGGGCCUUUUCUGUUCCAUAAUGGCAGUGCCUUGUGCAUAAAGAUAAAGGCAGGUCCAUAAAGAUAUGAUUUAGUAAAGUCCAAAGUAUACUUUGGCUUUCCACUUGAUGGCAUGUCUCAAACACUGUGCAUAUGACGCAAAUUUCCCCAUCCGCACGGUGUGCGUGGACUUAGCAAAGCAUUCACAGUGUGCAUGUGUCUCAUGGUCCAAACCAUCUGGUGUGGAAGAACUUGACUGGCCUGCUUAAAGCCCACACUUGAAACAGUAACUCCCAUUCGGAGACAGAAGCUUUAGGGAGUUUAGACUGUGACGUUGGGUCAUAGGGCCUGGCUCUCAAUCCACAUUCCAAUUAAUCUCAAAGGUGUUCAGUGACGUUUAGGUCUGGGAUUUGUCCACACCGUACUUGGUAAACCAUUUCUAUAUGGACCACACCAUGUGCACUUGGUUAUUGUCAUGCUGGAGCACAAAAGGGCUCUCCCCAAACUGUUGUCACAAGUAUGUCAUUGUAGAUUUGUCUGCACAGAAAGUGUUAAUUAGAAGGGGAUGUCCACAUACGUUUGGUCAUGUAUUGUACCUCACACAUUGAAGAUGAAUGCCUGAUCAUAACCCUGCAUCUGAGCUGUCUUAUUGCCUCAUUAAUAUCUCAGUGCUGACGUGUAGAAGUUUCUCUCAACCAUGCAUGAAUCAUGCAGUGACAAAUUUGGGUAUAGUACCUUUUUUUGGCUUUGUACAACAAAACACCCUGAGCUAGGUUAUUACCAUAGCUAUGCAUGCACAAGCAGUCCAUGUAGGGUUACGGUUGGGUGGUAUAAAUGUUUGAAUUGAGGUGUAUUGAUCUCAUGGUGAAAGGCAUUUUCUUUGGUAUAUGAAGGUCACAGGAUAAUUACGGGUUUGCUUAAGUGUUGGUUGUGUUGAUGCCAUGUGAGUUGAUAAGACAUAUCCUGACCUAAAAUACCAUUUUUAAAACAUUCAGUUCUUGGAAAAAGUUUAUAAAUUGCAAAUUGGUACUUGGUGCACAUGAUUCUUUAUGAUGAGAUGCAUUACUUGAAGUGCGUGUAUCUGUGCGUGCGUGUGUGUUGAUUAGUUUUAUAAGGAAACAGGCAGAAGAGCAUGUUAGUGGAUGUGACUGUUCUCUCCCUCCAGAUAAAAGUUUAUACUAUAUUGAGAGACCAAAAAAGAAGUGAAUUACUUCAAAGGUCAAAGAGAAAAUAAAUCUCACAUGACAGUUUGAAUGUUAAAAGAUAUAAAAUGGUCUAGAAUGUAGUAAGUCUUCUGAAGUCGUGCUUUGUAUGGAUAAGUCAAUGAAGUCAUUUGUGUCAUUCAAAUGUGAUGCACUUUUAUGUGUUUAUAAUUGCUCAAAAUAUUGUCAAUAAUUCUAAAAAUGUAUUAAAGGUGUAUUUAUUACUUUCUAAACUGGUCUUCAAACAAGUCAAUGAUGUGAUGACUGUGUGCUUUUUUUAUUUAUCUUUUACUCUUUAUGUACUCUUUGUGCAUCUUUUCAUAAUUUUUUGGUAAGUGGCAGAAAGAGAGAGAGGGAGAGGUGUGAGUCUGUUGCUCAUAACUGAGUUAUGCAUAUCAAAUCAAUUGAUUCUUAUUUUAUAAUAUAAAUAAUUUAAACUUGCUGCCAUGAUCUCAAAGUUAAUUUAUUAUGUGCUAUACUCGACUGAUCUUUUUGUUUGUUUGUUUGUUUGUUUUGGUUUAAAUAAAGUG
Messenger RNA from Xyrauchen texanus (razorback sucker), 5514 nucleotides. RefSeq names its product serine/threonine kinase 11 interacting protein (gene stk11ip). The record is from RefSeq and is a predicted model, not a curated record. The coding region runs from base 117 to 3647 and encodes 1176 amino acids. NCBI's taxonomy places the organism in Eukaryota, Metazoa, Chordata, Actinopteri, Cypriniformes, Catostomidae. Gene Ontology annotation, cellular component: cytoplasm. The transcript is spliced from 26 exons. Gene Ontology annotation, biological process: intracellular protein localization. Gene Ontology annotation, molecular function: protein binding.